AUGACCGAAAGUGGUUCUAAUACUAAAGAAAAAGCAUCUGGAAAUUCAUCUCGGUCUAUUCAUUUGAGUUCACAAGCCAAUAAUGGAAACAGCAAGAGCGAUGACAAGAUACCCAAGAAAAAUGAUGACCAUAACAAUAAGAAAACAAAUUCUAUAUCUUCCAGAAUUUUCCAACUUCGUCAAGCUGGGACUUUAAAAGAUUCUCCAACUAGCAAUAUUACAGAAUCUGAAUCGACAGACAAUAACUCCUCAAUAGAUCAAUCAUAUUAUAAACAACUGGCGCGUGAACUUCAAAUAAAAAGACAACGCGUCAACGCGUUUAUGAAGACACUUGGCGUGGAUCAAUCUAAUUAUAAACAUCCAAAUUCAAAAAAAUUUACUGUAAAUGACCAGCAAAAGUAUGAUUCUGAAGCCGCAUUGGGGGUACAACAAUUCAGUGAAGAUGAAGAUAAUGAAGAUGAGGAAGUUUUAGAAUACAAUAUUACCGAUAAGUAUCGAUACCCGGCUAUACCACCAAUUGAUAAGAUAUACAGACAGUCUCGAAUGUAUAAAUCCAGUGGAAAUCCGCCUGAAAUCCCUGUAAUGGUUCCUGCAAAAGAUGAUGUACUACUGAAACGUGAGCUUGACAUUUCUCUUCUUUCAGAAGCCACGUUGUUAAUUAAACAGGCUGAAGAAGAAAACUCCCAAAAAAACACUCAUGGAUCCCAGAAAAAUGUACGAAUAUUUUCACCUCGAGUGCUAGUAAAGAUUGCAUACCUGGAGGCAGUUAAGCGAUCAAUAGAUGGCGAUUCUUUUGUAACAAAAGGUGGAUUAAAAAACAUGUCUAAUGCGCCAUUAUGCAUUGGUAUAUGUGGCCGUUACUUGGAAAAUUAUACAAAUGAGUUGAAUUUGUACAAGAAACAUCUUUUAAAGUAUCGCGACUCUUUAAAGGCUGAUAUUGAUUUUGAAACACGACUGGCUAAAGAAGUUAGUGACAUUGGUAGCAUGGCUGUAGUAGAGACUAAAAAAGCGGAAAACAUCACAACAAAAAUUGAAAGUGCUAAAUUUUCAAGUGACAAACAACAACAUCAUCCAUAUCAUGUUGAAGUUCUUGAAAAGCUUGCUAGACGUCGACGAACUGUACAGGAGGAAGUCGCAGGCCUUAUGGACAGUCUAAAAUAUCUCAUUGAAGAUCAUCUUGCACCUUAUAUUUCGGAGCACACGCACGAGAUAAUGCGCUCUUCAGCUUAUUUUGUUAAAGUGGGCAAACCUAAUCCAUUGUCAUUAGAGACAUCUGAAACUCAUGAUUCAAUGUCUGCCAUAUCAAGUACCCCAGAACUAGCUGAAAAAGCUACUAGCACCGAUUCAUAUGACGAAAAAACCCAUGGAUCCCCUUCUAAAGAUUCAGGCGAAGUACCUGAGGUACUUACUUCUGCAGCAUCAGCCAACAUUUCUGCAAUAAAAAACUCAAAAAAGUACGCCAUCCCUAAAGAGCUUCAAAUCACGACAGACGAAAAGGAUCCUGUACGGAUAUCAAUCAAACUUCAAUCAAUCAUUUUAUUUCUUCUCAACCAGUUACUGGAGUCUACCGAAGACGAGCCUCUGUAUCUACAAGUUCCAACAUUAGACGACCAUGUUGUCAAAUUUUUAAUCCAUUGUCAGGUUGCCACACAGGACAGCCAAGAGCCCCACUUAAUUUCAUUACGAGACUUUGGAAAACCCAUUGGUCCAUCAACAAAGUUUCGUGUCAAAAUUUUAUAA
Messenger RNA from Magnusiomyces paraingens, 1740 nucleotides. RefSeq lists its product as uncharacterized. Lineage: Eukaryota; Fungi; Ascomycota; Dipodascomycetes; Dipodascales; Dipodascaceae. The transcript has a single exon. Bases 1 to 1740 code for a protein of 579 amino acids. The record is from RefSeq and is a predicted model, not a curated record.